AUGGAGGUAUUUGCAAGGAACAAGCCUAUGGAUGAAAUGUUCAAUGGAGAUCUAUCCUUGAAGAGUUGGGUGGAGUCAUUAGCCGAUUCGAUGAAAGAGGUUGUGGAUGCCACUCUAUUGAGGAGAGAGGAUGAAGACUUUGCCACAAAGCUGAGUUGUUUGUCCUCCAUUAUGGCUUUAGCUUUGACAUGUACAACCGAUUCACUUGAGGAGAGGAUUGACAUGAAAGAUGUGCACCGUGAUAACCCACUCUUCACUGCACCAGGCUUGACCCGAGGUAAGUGCAAGGAGCUUCAACAGCUGAAUUUAUUCAAUAAUAAACUGGUUGGAAGCAUUCCAGAAGCCAUUUGUAAUUUACCAAAACUUGAAGAGCUAUAUCUUGGCAAUAAUCAGUUAAUUGGUGAAAUUCCAAAGAAGAUGAGUCAUCUUUGUAAUCUGAAGAUAUUGUCAUUGCGAAUGAACAACUUAACAGGUUCCAUACCAGCCACCAUUUUCAACAUAUCUUCUUUACUCAACAUUAGUCUGUCCUACAAUAGCCUCUCUGGGAGUCUUCCCAUGAAUAUAUGCAACACCAAUCCAAAGCUCAAGGAGCUUAAUCUUUCAUCAAAUCAUUUGAGUGGACAGAUCCCUAAUGGUUUAGGCCAAUGUAUAAAACUUCAAGUAAUUUCCUUAUCAUAUAAUGAAUUCACGGGAAGCAUACCAAGAGGAAUUGGUGAAUUGGUGGAGCUUCGGAGAUUGUCUCUCCAGAAUAACAGUUUGACAGGAGAAAUGCCUCAUUCUCUGUUCAACAUUUCUAGCCUGAAGUUUCUGAAUCUGGAAGUAAAUAACCUAAAAGGUGAAAUCCCCUCUACUUUGUCACAUUGUCAAGAGCUCCAAAAGCUAUCAUUAUCAUUCAAUCAAUUCACUGGACGCAUUCCAGAUGCCAUAGGGAGUUUAUCUAAUCUGGAAGGAUUAUAUCUUGGUUAUAACAAAUUGGCAGGUGGAAUUCCUAAGGAGAUGGGGAAUCUUCUUAAUUUAAAUAUUUUGAGCCUAACUUCUAGUGGACUAAGUGGUCCUAUUCCUACCAAAAUUUUCAAUAUCUCUUCAUUGCAAGAGAUUUAUUUAAGUAAUAAUAGUUUUUCUGGGAGUCUUCCAAUGGAUAUCUGCGAACAUCUUCCUAAUCUCAAAGGGCUUUAUCUUGCUAUCAAUCAGCUCAGUGGUCAACUUCCUGCAACUAUAUCCUUAUGCAGGCAACUUCUGUCACUGUCCCUAUUUUACAACAAAUUCACAGGUACCAUUCCACCUUCAUUUGGUAAUUUAACUGCCUUACAGGAUCUUCAAUUGGGGGAAAACAAUAUUCAAGGUAAUAUCCCCAAGGAGUUGGGGAGUCUCAUCAACUUAAAAUUCUUGAAUCUUGGCCCAAGCAAUCUAACGGGGAUAGUACCAGAAGCUAUUUUUAACGUCUCUAAGCUGCAGUCCCUUUCGCUGGUACUAAAUCACCUUUCAGGCAGUCUCCCAUCAAGUAUUGGCACUUGGCUCCCGGAUCUUGAAGGGCUUUAUAUAGGUGGCAAUCAAUUUAGUGGAAUAAUUCCAUUGUCUAUUUUAAACAUGUCAAAGCUAACAGUCCUAGACAUCAGCGUUAACUUCUUCACUGGAUAUGUGCCAAAAGAUCUAGGUAACUUGAGACGACUCCAAUACCUCUCCCUUUCACGAAACCAGUUGAGUAAUGAACACUCUGACUCUGAGCUUGCCUUUCUUACAUCAUUAACGAAUUGCAACUCUUUGAGAAAUUUGUGGAUCAGUGCUAAUCCUUUAAAAGGCAUUAUUCCAAAUUCAUUAGGGAAUCUCUCCAUUUCUCUUGAAAGUAUUGUCGCGAGUGGCUGCCAACUCAGAGGCACCAUCCCUACAGGGAUUAGUAAUCUAACCAACUUGAUCGAUUUGAGACUUGAUGAUAAUAACUUGACAGGGUUGAUUCCAACAUCAUCUGGACGGCUACAGAAGCUCCAGGUGUUGUAUUUUUCUCAAAACCAAAUACACGGGCCCAUUCCUAGUGGUCUAUGCCAUUUGGCAAACUUGGGAUUCUUGGAUUUGAGUUCCAAUAAACUUUCCGGAACAAUCCCUGGCUGCUUUGGGAAUCUUACUUUACUACGAGGCAUCAAUCUUCACUCCAAUGGACUAGCUUCUGAAGUACCUUCAUCUCUGUGGACCCUUAGAGAUCUCUUGGUUCUUAACUUGUCUUCAAACUUCCUCAACAGCCAAUUGCCUCUAGAAGUUGGAAACAUGAAGUCUUUAGUGGUAUUGGACCUGUCAAAGAACCAAUUUUCAGGAAACAUCCCAAGCACCAUAUCACUUCUUCAAAAACUGGUCCAACUUCACUUAUCCCAUAACAAGCUGCAGGGUCAUAUGCCCCCCAAUUUUGGUGAUUUGGUGAGCUUGGAAUACUUGGAUCUGUCUGGGAACAAUUUAUCUGGUUCUAUUCCCAUGUCAUUAGAGGCUCUGAAAUAUCUCAAAUACUUAAAUGUUUCUUUCAACAAACUACAACGAGAGAUUCCAAACGGAGGACCCUUUGCAAACUUCACUGCUGAAUCUUUCAUCUCCAACCUAGCACUUUGUGGAGCACCUCGGUUUCAAGUCAUGGCAUGUGAGAAAGAUCCUAGAAGGCACACAAAAUCACUCCUCUUGAAAUGUAUUGUUCCACUGGCUGUAUCAUUAUCAAUAAUAAUAGUAGUGGUUCUCUUUGUUCUACGGAAGCAAAGACAGACUAAAUCAGAAGCACUGCAGGUUCAAGUUGAUUUGACAUUGCUUCCCAGAAUGCGUCCAAUGAUUUCACAUCAAGAACUCCUUUAUGCAACCAACUAUUUUGAUGAAGAGAAUUUGAUUGGGAAAGGAAGCUUAGGAAUGGUAUAUAAAGGGGUGUUAUCCGAUGGGUUGAUUGUUGCUGUAAAGGUUUUCAAUGUGGAAUUGCAAGGAGGUUUCAAGAGUUUUGAGGUAGAAUAUUAUGAAGUAAUGCAGAAUAUUCGGCAUAGAAAUCUUGCCAAGAUAACCAGUAGUUGCUACAACUUGGACUUCAAAGCCUUGGUGCUUGAGCAUAUGCCUAAUGGGAGCUUAGAGAAGUGGUUGUACUAUCACAACUACUUCUUGGAUUUUGUCCAACGAUUAAAAAUUAUGAUAGAUGUGGCAUCAGGGCUAGAGUAUCUCCAUCAUGAUUAUUCAAAUCCUGUGGUUCACUGUGACUUGAAGCCUAGCAAUGUCUUGUUAGAUGAUGACAUGGUUGCACACAUUAGUGAUUUUGGCAUUGCGAAACUGUUGAUGGGAAAUGAGUUUAUGAAGCGAACCAAAACCUUGGGCACCAUAGGCUAUAUGGCACCAGAGUCUAGCUCAGAGGGAAUAGUAUCCACAAAAGGUGAUAUAUAUAGUUAUGGGAUUAUGCUGAUGGAAACUUUUGUGAGGAAAAAGCCUACAGAUGAAAUGUUCAUGGAGGAACUAACCUUGAAGAGUUGGGUGGAGUCAUCAACCAACAACAUAAUGGAGGUUAUAGAUGUAAAUCUUCUAAUAGAAGAAGAUGAAAAUUUUGCCUUAAAACAAGCUUGUUUUUCUUCCAUCAGGACAUUAGCUUUGGAUUGUACAACUGAGCCUCCUCGGAAGAGGAUUAAUAUGAAAGAUGUGGUGGUUAGACUCAAGAAGAUCCUCAAUCAAAUUACUGAUGUAAGGACUCCACAAUUAAGAGAAAGAAGGCAUGAAGAUCAGGUCUCUUUCUUCCUCCCUGAGCUUGUUUAA
Messenger RNA from Vitis riparia (riverbank grape), 3756 nucleotides. RefSeq names its product LRR receptor-like serine/threonine-protein kinase FLS2. Bases 1 to 3756 code for a protein of 1251 amino acids. The transcript has 5 exons. Gene Ontology annotation, molecular function: protein binding; protein kinase activity; ATP binding. NCBI's taxonomy places the organism in Eukaryota, Viridiplantae, Streptophyta, Magnoliopsida, Vitales, Vitaceae. Gene Ontology annotation, biological process: protein phosphorylation. The record is from RefSeq and is a predicted model, not a curated record.